AUGACGCGUUCCGCGCCUUCCGUGCGUCGCGCACAUAUAAACGACCGUCGCGCACACCGCGUUCGUCGCGUAAACACGCGAGCUCCCGCGCUCGACGUCGCUUCACAAAACGUUUCUUCGAACGAAGACCAGCCGUCUGGUCAAACCUCUCGAGCGGCCGACGACGAGGACGACGCCGACGCGCGCAAGCGCGCCGCGCUCGCGGUGAAGACCCCGCACAGUGGGUAUCAUCGACAGGUCGGGACUUCGAGGGCGUUCUUCGAGGGGUGGUACUUUCGAUUCACGCUGCCGCGUUCAGCACAGAGCGCGAGUCUGAUAUAUCACGUGUACGAUCCGGACGUCGAGACGAGCGCGCGAGCCGGCGCUGGGGCGCAGGUCUGCGCGCCGGGAGGAAAGUAUCUGUACAGCGAGACGAGCGCGGGGAGUGGGUCGUUUGAGGGUGCGUCACAUGCGUUGGAAUUGGGUAUGACGCGAGGCGACGAUUUUUUCGAAGUAUCGAGCGAAGGGACGCGACAUCGAGGCUCGCUCACGAGCGCGGGCGAGCGCGAGGACGGGCCGUGGGGCGCAGGGCGAGCGGCGAGGAGCGUGAAGUGGGACAUCGCGGUCACGCCCCUCAGGGGAUGGGGCGGCGGCCCGGGAGCAAGGAUGCAGUCUCCGGCGGGUUGGUUGACGGCGCUGCCGGUGUUUGAGCCACACUGGCAGGUGACGAUGGCGCACGGUUUGGCGAGUGGGUGGAUCGAGACCGACGGUGAGCGCGUCGAGUUUAGCGAUUGUCCGGCGUAUAGCGAGAAAAACUGGGGCGGCGCCGGGUUCCCGUUGAAAUGGUUUUGGGCGCAGUGCAAUUCGUUUCCGGAUUAUCCGGAUCUCAGCGUCACAGUGACCGGAGGUAAUCGCGGUGUCGUCGUUCUUCCAAACGUCCGCGAAGACGUAGGACUCAUUGGUAUUCACUUUGGUGAUCGUUUCUUUCAGUUUACUCCCGCAGUACAGGUGGAGAUAGCCGCGGAUGCUAAGUACGGCGCCGGGCAGGCACUCGAAGCCGCCGCCGUGCGAUGGGACGUGGAGUGGGGUAGAUGGAGCGUCUCCGCCGUCGGAAAGCGAUACGAGUGCUCCAUCGAGGGCACGUGCGCGGACGGCGACAAGUCUACCGUCAUUCGCGCGCCCACGGAUAGCCUCGAGGAUGGCAUGGCUCCACUCUGCCGCGAGACGUUCACCGGCGUCAUUGUUGUCUCUCUCUGGCGUCUCGACGACCGUGGCGCGCGCGUUGAGACUAUCAUCGACGCCGCAAUGAGCUCGACCGCGUGCCUCGAGAUCGGUGGCGGGCCUUGGGUGUCGCCCUACCGCGCUGUGGCCGAGAUCAGAACGCCGCUCGGCCCGCUCAUGGGUCUGCCCGUCGACGUCAACGCCGUUGCCAAAAUUCUCUCACCCCUCGGCGACCUCCUCCCUGGACUCUGA
Messenger RNA from Ostreococcus tauri, 1452 nucleotides. RefSeq names its product Tocopherol cyclase. Bases 1 to 1452 code for a protein of 483 amino acids. Gene Ontology annotation, molecular function: tocopherol cyclase activity. Lineage: Eukaryota; Viridiplantae; Chlorophyta; Mamiellophyceae; Mamiellales; Bathycoccaceae. The transcript has a single exon. The record is from RefSeq and is a predicted model, not a curated record.